Messenger RNA from Cyphellophora attinorum, 10980 nucleotides. RefSeq names its product Hydroxamate-type ferrichrome siderophore peptide synthetase. Gene Ontology annotation, molecular function: phosphopantetheine binding; catalytic activity. The record is from RefSeq and is a predicted model, not a curated record. Gene Ontology annotation, cellular component: cytoplasm. NCBI's taxonomy places the organism in Eukaryota, Fungi, Ascomycota, Eurotiomycetes, Chaetothyriales, Cyphellophoraceae. Gene Ontology annotation, biological process: amino acid activation for nonribosomal peptide biosynthetic process; secondary metabolite biosynthetic process. Bases 1 to 10980 code for a protein of 3659 amino acids. The transcript is spliced from 2 exons.
AUGGCGACGACCAACGGCUUCGCCGCACAAGGCUUGGCUGUUCUCAAUGCGCAUCGUCGAAUUUUACCUGGACCACAGCUAUUGCACGAGCUAAUAGCUCAAAACAACGGUGAAGAUCCUGCUAUCGAAUUUCUACUGGCCAAGGACGUCCUCUGCAGGCUAUCGUACCGCGAUUUCCGGACCUUAAGUCGACAACUCACCCAACAGAUCCUCGAGGUGCUUGGACCUGACAGCGGCCCAUCGGUGGUACCAGUUGUAAUACCACAGUCUCCGGAACUUUACUUGGCAUGGAGAGGUGUUCUGCAAGCAGGCCACUGUAUCUGUCCGGUCAGUGCAGAUGUGCCUCCUGAACGACUGAAGUUCAUUUUGACCGACGUUGGAGCUCAACUCAUCAUACACGACGCCUCUAGCUCACAGCUCGUGGAUUGCGUCAAAGGAGGAGUCAAGAGCCUUGCCAUAUCGCUGGAGUCGCUUCGAACUGGUCACAGCUCCCAGGAAAGGGACAGUUCAGACGGCGUCCCUAACCGAGUGAUCGAGCCUGGAAGUCCAGCGUACAUCAUGUACACCUCUGGCUCAACUGGACUGCCGAAAGGCGUCCCCGUAUCGCACAUGUCGGCGACACAGUCCAUCCUCGCCCACGAUGAGCAUAUCCCGACUUUCAAGCGAUUCCUUCAGUUCGCCUCACCCACAUUUGAUGUGUCGAUCUUUGAGAUCUUCUUUCCAUUCUUCCGAGGUGCAACUUUAGUUAGCAGAGUACGAGAAACAAUGCUUGGAGAUCUGCCUGGUACUAUCAAUGUGCUCAAAGCUGAUGCUGCUGAGCUCACGCCGACGGUGGCUAGCACGCUUUUAAGAACUCGAAGCGCGACACCUAAGCUGAAGAUGCUCCUGACUAUUGGCGAAAUGCUGAACACACAAGUCAUCCAAGAGUUCGGCGGAGACAAGAACAAGGCAAGCAUACUUUAUGCUAUGUAUGGGCCAACUGAGGCUGCCAUCCACUGUACAAUCGCCCCACGCUUGUCGUCUGCAGCUUCGGUGAGACAAAUUGGACAACCGCUUUCCACAGUCUCAGCAUUUGUGCUGAAAAAAGAUUCGGGCGCAAACACGUUCCACAUUGCUAGGCGGGAUGAGGAGGGCGAGCUUGCCAUCGCAGGCCAGCUCGCUGAUGGGUACCUUAAUCGCGACGAGCAGACAAGAGAGGCUUUCAUAGACCUUCCUGGCCACGGCAGGGUCUACAGAACAGGCGAUCAAGCUGUAUGCCGGAGCCAAGACGAGCUCGAGAUCCUCGGGCGCAUCGCAGGUGGUCAGGUAAAGCUUCGCGGUCAGCGCGUUGAACUCGGCGAGAUUGAAGAAGUCGCGUCAAGGGCGAGCGGUGUGGCACAGGCCAUUGCAAGCGUCGUUGAAGAAUCACUGAUCUUGUCUUGUUAUGCAGAGCAAGAUAUCAAAGCUGAUUCGAUCUCGGACAUCUGCAAAGCAUGGCUGCCUCCGUUCAUGCGCCCGACGGAAAUAGUCCUUCAUCAUUCGCCUCUGCCAACGCUUCCCUCAGGCAAAGUCGACCGUAAGGGCAUUGCGGAUGGUCUGCUUCGCCGAAGCCCUGAACACAACACUGGAGAUAUGACAUUCGAAUCAGAGACAGAAGCUACCAUUGCACAGGUUGUCAGCAGAUACUUGCGGAGAAACGUUGGUCGAGACGAUGAUCUCUGGCGCUGCGGACUGGACUCGCUUCGAGCAAUCCGGAUAGCGUCGGAGCUGCGUGGCCGCUUCCCGCCGAUCGGUGUUGCUAUUGUCCUGCGCUGUGCGAGUGUGAAGGAGAUCGCAGAUGUGCUCUGUUCAGGGAGCACAGACACGCAAAAUGGCUAUCACGACAGACUGAUCGAAGACAGUGACGCCUGGAAAGGCAUUCAGCAAGGUGCCCUCGAGGAUCUCAGCCAGGAAGACAGCCGCGGCGUAGAGUUCGUGUCUCCAUGUACCCCGAUGCAACUGGGAAUGCUUGCAGAAACAGUAUUGAAGCCGGACCUGAAUUUCAAUCGCAUUCAGCUCCAGCUGCGUGCGGGUACAGAUUUCCGGCAAUUGCAACAUGCCUUUCAAAAGUUGGCCCAAGCCAGGAGCAUAUUGCGCUCUGGCUUCCUAUCCACUCAUGACGAACGCAUGCCUUUCGUCCAGGUCAGAUGGACUACGCUCGAGGCCCAUGAGCUCAAUCUUGCACGUCCAUUCCAGAUUCUUCCCGACACUGCUGGCAACAAGUCCGGUGCAAAUGUCCUCAUACAUCACGCGCUUUAUGACGGAUGGUCGUGGGACCUCCUAAUAAAUGAUCUGAACCGAUUGCUAAACCAUGAGCAGCUGCGCACUCGUACGCCUUUCGAGGCUGUCAGCCGGUCCCUAAGACAUCGUCUGCCAAAGGCACUGGGAAAUGCGAGCCUCGAGUACUGGAGGGAUCUGUUGACAGACACGUCAACAGCUCCAUUUCCGUCGCUGGUCGCAUCCACACCUUCUUCGCCAGCACAUCAUACUAUACAGCGCAGCCUAGAUGUCAAGGCGAAUGACUUGAGGAAGCUGUCUACGGAUCUGCGCAUUACUCGACAAGCGAUUCUACAAGCAUCCUGGGCCAUUCUCUUAUCGUGCUACGCCGAUAGCGAAGACAUUGUCUUCGGGACGGUCAUAUCUGGUCGACACGCGGGCAUCCCAGGCAUCGAGGAGACGAUCGGUCCAUGUUUGGCCACAAUCCCGACAAGACUCGACUUGAGUAAGGUUGCGACGGUGACAGAUCUGCUCAAUUACGUCCAGCGGCAGAAUCUUGAAAGCCUUGAUUGUUAUGAUACGCCGCUUCGUGAUAUUCAAAAACAGUCUGGGUUAGACCCAGCUCAGAGACUUUUCGAUACUCUGGUCGUCUGGCAGGAACAGGCAGACGUCGAGCCGCGCGCCAACCAGCUGGUCUGGACAAGCGACGGAGAAGAUUGCCUGGACUAUGCUGUAGUCCUGGAGGUCGAAGUACUUGACGAGGCUUGUAAUCUGAAGCUGACCUACGACAACGGGCUCGUCCCACAGGAACAAGCUGUCGUGCUGACAGAACAACUUAAUGCAAUUAUGAGCCGUAUGCUGAGCCAGCCGAGUUGUCUGCUUCAAGAUCUCUGGUCCGUACACGCCGAUCAAGUGUUGUCACUGGUCAAUCCGACUUUCCAAGCUUAUACAGGAGGCGUUGACCUGGUCCAGCCACUGGAAACGAUGGCAAAUGACUAUCCAGAGCGGGUUGCCCUCAGAUUCGUUUCCGACUUUGACCCAAUGAGCCGGAGGCUGACAGCUACGGAAGUGACGUACUCAGAUCUUGUGCAGAAAGCAUCGAACGUGGCCACGCAACUCGUCCGAUCUUGCUCGAUUGCAGAAGACGAUCUGGUUUGCAUCAUCGCCCACAAAUCCAUAGAGCUCUAUGUUGCAAUUCUGGCCGCUGUCUGUGCUGGCGCAGGCUAUAUGUGUGUCAAUCCCGAGACUCCACGAACGCGUAUGCAGCAGAUCCUCGAUCAGGCCAAGCCUGCUGUCGUGUUGACUGGCCAACACAUUUCAGUGGAAGGACUAGAUUGCAGGCAACUAGAGAUCAUGACGCUGGUCAAGCAGCAUCCCAAGGGUCAUCCAGAAGCAGAAGUCCGCCCACACGGCGAUGCUCUUGCAUACGCCGUGUUCACUUCCGGCACUACGGGGGUUCCAAAAGGCAUUCUUAUGACGAGAAGAAAUCUAAUGAGCCACAUCAACCAUCUCCGGUCAGUCUACCCUCAUGAGUCUCACACGGACUCUUUACUACAGGCAUGUUCUCCAGCUUUCGAUGUUUCGGUGUUCGAGAUAUUCUGGACCUGGCAUAUGGGUAUGACUUUAGUUGCCGCCUCCAACGACGUGCUCUUCCGGGAUCUACAGCGCUUCAUCGACGCGGCGGGAGUCACGCACCUGAGCAUGACACCUACCGUGGCCGCCCUCGUUGACUCGGAUAAAGUGCCCAAGCUGAAAAUGCUGGUCACUGCUGGUGAGCCGAUGAACUCGAAAGUGUUCAGUCAAUGGGCUGGGCGUGGGCUCUACCAAGGCUACGGCCCGAGUGAGACGACGAAUAUCUGCAACGUUCGACCUGAAGUUGCGCAGGGUGACGCUCCAAAUAAUGUCGGUGUCGCGUUCAGCAACACAUCCAUGUUCGUCUGCCGCCGGCUCGCGCACGACAGAGCCUCGACUGAUGUACCGCUCAUCCUAAGCGACUUCAAACCUGUUCCCCGGGGUGCAACAGGCGAGAUUUGGAUCGGUGGAGAUCAAGUCGGAAGAGGUUAUAUCGAUCCAGUGCUGACCGCUCAUUCAUUCUUGAUGCAUCCGGAUUAUGGCUGGCUGUAUCGUUCUGGCGACAUCGGCCGUGUGCUAGCCGACGACACAUUCGUGAUCCUUGGGCGCGAAGACGACCAAGCCAAAUUGAGAGGGCAACGUAUUGAGCUCGGGGAAAUCAACACGACCCUCUUGCAGGUCGAAGGUGUGGUCGAUGCCCUGACCAUAAUCCAUAAAGCACAGGACGGCGAGAGGCUUGUGACAUUCGUUGCACAUAACGACAGAAAUGGUUUCAAGAAGAGCCACUCUGCUGCUCGGCACCUCUUUGACGUUCUCAGCGAUCGCCUACCUGCCUACAUGAUUCCAGACAUUAUCAUGCCGAUGCGAGCGUUGCUUUUGACGGCGCAAGGCAAAGUUGAUAAGAAGAGAAUGGUCAGUGGAUUCGAAGGUCUCAGCAAGAGCGAACAAGAUCAACAUCGUCGAGAUUCAUCCGGCACUACGGACACCGAGCCCCUGACCUCCCAAGAUCGCAGCAUAGCGCAUGCUCUGGCAGUCACACUCAAAAUUUCACCAGAGUCAAUCCGUCGAGAAACAUCAUUCUAUUCUCUUGGUCUGGAUUCUCUGAGCGUGAUCAGGUUUGGGAAGAACCUGAGAGCAGAGGGGCUGCCCAUGCUGGACGUGUCGACGAUAUUGAAGAACUCAUCAAUCAAAAAGCUCUCGAGGGUAACGUCGCAGACGCAUCACAAGCAGAGCUCCUCCGGGCAUGUCGGCUGGAAGCAUCUUGCACAAGUCGAGUCGGUCAAGCAGCUGCGUGAACAGCUUUCCGACAACGGUUGUACGAUUGAGAAAGUGCUGCCGUGUACAAGCUUGCAAGUUUCGAUGUUGUCGGCGUCCAGUAAUGGGACCAAUACGUCGUACCGCAAUCGUCUUACAUUCAAGAUCAAAGGUGACCUCGCGAAAGUCAAAAGUGCAUGGCUACACGUAAUGCAGCGACAGCAAUUGUUACGCACUGUCUUUGUCGAACAGGACGACCCAGGAAUGCCUUAUCUGCAGGUUGUGCUGAAAGAUGUGCCGCUGCAGUUGAUGGACCAGGAGCAGGACAGGAAUGUCCCUCUAUCUCCCACGGAGACCUGGUCUCACAUGCAAGUCGGGCGGUUGAACGAGGCUAAUAUCAUGACACUGGACGUUCACCACGCUCUAUAUGAUGCCGAAGGCAUGAAGGUGCUGUUACGGGAGGUCGAAGCUUGCUACAACUCGCAAGAACUAGAACCUGUAGUACACUUCGACCUGUACUUACAGCACGUGGAGAGCGUCGACACAUCAGCAGCUGCCGCGUUCUGGCGGCCGCGACUGAAUGGUAUCCAACCGACACGACUGGCGGAUUUAUUGAUGCCCUCAGCUCGCGCUGCUGCGCGGAACGGAGGUUUCGCUGGAAGACAGUCGAGCGUGCGACUAGCAGAACUGAAAGAACAAACGCGAAAGCAAUCUGUAACGAUCUUGGCGUAUCUCCAAGCAGCGGUCGCUCAGAUGCUCAAACAGUACUCACAGACAGAUGAUGUGACUUUCGGGAAUGUUCACAGCGGAAGGAGCAUUCCAGUCGAUGGUGUUGACCGCAUUGCCGGGCCAUGCUUCAACACUCUGCCAAUACACGCCCGUGACCUGCGUAACAGCACCAACGGUGCCCUGCUGCGAAUGCUGCAUCAAGAGAACGUGGAGAUGAUGCAAUUCCAGACCACAAGUCUUCGUGCACUUCAACGAGAGUAUAGCUCAGAUGGCAGACCAUUGUUCGAUUUCCUUCUUCUGUUCCAGCAAAGUCAGCUGGAGCUAGAUGACCGCAUCUGGGAGCUGUCGGAGGAGCAAGGCGACAUGGACUUCCCGUUCAUCCUUGAAGUUGUUACUCCAGAGACUUCGGGUACGUUGUGCCUGUCUCUGCAUUCCACCGUGGUGGGUGACGCAGUACUUGUAGAAAUGCUGUCAACACUCGACGGGUUGUUGACCCACUGUGUCCGCUAUCCCGAAGCAUUAAUACAAAGCAACUCAGAAGCGCGAUGGUUCAUUCGUCGACGUGACGAGAUCAGUGAAAAACGUGGUGCGAUACCGUCUACAUCGGCAGCAAACAGCCAUCCGACGCUGUCUGAUAUUCAGCAACAAGUCGGCGAGCUCAUGCUGACACUCGCGCGGAAUCCAGCGCAGGAUGUCCAAGAGCUCAGUCCCGCAACGACUAUCUUCAAGCUCGGUCUUGACAGCAUCAGUGCAGUCCAGUUGGCAUCGAAGCUGCGCUCAGCGGGUUACGGCAUUACCUCGAGCGACAUAUUGGAAUUUCCAAGUCUCGGUGAGAUUGCUUCCUUCUGCAUAAACACUCCAUCGAGAGGGGCCAGUGAAAGCGAAGUUGAGCAGAUAAGCCUAGCAGACUUCUCCGAAAAACACACGGCGAUGGUCUCUGAUCGAUGCAAGGACCAAACCUCCAAGAUAAGUGCUGUCCGGCCGUGUACGCCGUUGCAGUGUGGCAUGUUGUCACAGUACAUUCAGUCGUCUGGCAGAUUGUACUACAACACAAUGAAGUUCAGAAUGGACAGUGAUGUAAGUCUCUCGGAUAUGCGAUCGGCUUGGGAAGCCGCUACGAAUGAGCACGAGGUGCUCCGUUCUGGCUUCGUUGAAUGUGACGACCCCAUCUGCGGCUAUCUAAUGGUGACCUACGAGCAUUUCCAGCCGCAAAUUGUGGUAAAAGCGAACGACGACGCGAACGCCAAUAUGGUCGACUCACAAGGAGACCUUUCAAUGCCUCCUUGGCGUGUCAGCCUUGACGAGGACUCACGCACAGUCGAAUUGAGCAUGCUUCAUGCGCUGUACGAUGCCAAGUCUCUCGAUCACAUCCUGACAAGCGUGGUUCGCGCAUACUUGGGUCGUUCAAGCGAGCCGGUUGUGGCCGUAGGAUCAAUUGAUGCCGUCUUGCCCCUUUUCCUCGAGAGCAGUAAGUCUCCGGCAGCGGCGGCAUUCUGGAAACGAUCAGAAAAUGCAAUCGAGCCUACGAAAUUUCCCGAUCUUAACAUCCACAAGCAGCUUGAUAACCACUUCGAAGUUAUAGAAGAUCGCCUUCCCAAGAGCCUGACAGAUGUCAAUGAGGCAUGUGCCGGACUGGAAUGUACGCUACAGGUAGUGUGCCAGGCCGCAUGGUCCCGACUGCUUUCUGAAUACACUGGCCAGGAUCGAGUCACGUUCGGCCUGUUGCUGUCAGGUCGCGACUUUGGAGACGAACGUGACGAUAUCGUCUUCCCAUGCAUCAACACACUACCCUGUACCGUGGAAAAGAGCCCCGACAGGCAACAAAUGAUUCGGAAUCUAGCUAGCACUACCUCUGGCCUCCUCAGGAAUCAGCGGACCCCGCUGUCAUCAAUCAAGAGAUGGCAGGAUGUCGAUGGCGAAGCAUUCGAUGCUUUACUCGUUGUACAAAAAUACGAGUCGCAACAACCUAGUAACGUGCCGUGGCAGGUCAUUGAGGAACAAGCCAAUGCCGAAUAUAGCGUGUCUAUCGAAAUCAUUCCGGACGAGUCAUUGAAUGUUCUAUCUCUUCGUUUGACUGCUGCGCAACGAGUAUUGCCUGAGGAAGCAUCAAGUACUCUACUAAAGGAAUUUGAGCAGGAGUUGCUCAGUGUACUCGGACUUGCAGCUGGCCAUGAAGAGCAUCACGCAGUCCUACAAGCCAAGGAAGAUCUACUAAAGACAAACAUUACUUUCCUGCAUCAAUUUGUCGAAGAGAGCGCGCGGAAGCACCCGGACUCGCCAGCGUUGGAAUUUGUGACCGCCUUUGACGAGACCAGUCCGAUCAAAAACACGUGGAGCUAUGCACAUCUAAACAGUGAGGGUAAUCGUGUGGCAAACGCUUUGCUCAAAAAUGGUGCUGCGACGGGCGAUCUGGUGGCCACGUGCUUCGACAAGUGCCCAGAAGCGUCAUUUGCCAUUCUAGGUGUUUUGAAGGCUGGUUGCGCCUACGUUGCCAUUGAUCCAAGCGCACCUGCAGAUCGAAAGCACUUCAUACUCGAGGAUUCCGGUUGCAAAAUUGUGCUGACUACUGCCAAUCUUGCUCCUGAUUUUGAGAAGGCAGGAGUGUCGUGCAUUUUAGCCGACGAUGCAGCUAUGCUGCAGAUGAUGUCUAGCCAGAGCCCUAUACUUACACGCCCGCUCCAUUCGCAGGACACCUGCUACUGUCUGUACACUUCUGGCACAACCGGAACACCAAAGGGCUGCCUUAUCAGCCACCAAAGCGCGGUCCAGGCAAUGCUCUCCUUUCAACGCAUCUUCAAAGGCCAUUGGACUGCUGAAUCUCGCUGGCUGCAAUUCGCUUCCUUCCACUUCGAUGUCAGCGUUCUUGAGCAGUACUGGAGCUGGAGUGUUGGCAUCAUUAUGGUCACAGCGCCUCGCGACCUGAUUCUUGAAGAUCUACCUGGUUUCCUUCGGCGGGCUGAGAUCACGCAUCUGGAUCUCACGCCCAGCUUAGCCCGGCUCAUCUCUCCAGAAGAGCAAGAUAUUAUUGACACAUGGGGCGAUGCCGGUUGCUUGUACAACUUCUACGGACCAAGCGAGGUCACAAUUGGAUGCACUGUGCAUCCACGCGUCAAGAAGGGGACCAAGCCGACCAACAUUGGUUGGCUUUGGGACAACGUUGGCGCGCGAGUGCUCAAGCCCGACAGUCAAGACCCAGUGCUACGUGGUGCGGUGGGUGAACUAUGUCUGACAGGCGUCCUCGUGGGCAAAGGCUACCUCAACAGACCAGAUCUGACGCGGUCAAAGUUUGCGAUUCUGCGUGAUGGAACACGCGCAUACCGAACGGGCGAUCUGGUCCGACUGCUGCAUGAUGAUAGCUUCGAGUUUCUGGGUCGGAUCGAUGACCAGGUCAAGUUGCGUGGUCAGAGACUGGAGAUCGGCGAAAUCAACCAAGUUGUCAAGGCUAGCUCGCUGAGAAUCCAAGAAGUUGCGACCAUGGUAUUGAAGCAUCCGAAGCAAGCCAAGGAGCAACUGAUUACGUUCUUCUCCACCAAUCGCCCCAAGAGAGGAACUAGUGCCACCGUAAUCGCGGACGAUGGUGCAGCAGCACUUGCAACGACGAUCCGAAAGCACUGCUCAAGCAAAUUGCCGGCAUAUAUGGUACCUUCUAGUCUGCUGCGGGUUUCGAAUAUUCCGCUGUCAGCGAACAACAAAAUCGAGAUGAAGAUGCUGAAAGCACUGUACGAGAGCCUGGACGAUGGUACAAUGCAACAGCAGAGCAUGGCUCAGGCGCAGUUAUCUGGAAGUGAUCACGCGACGUUCCAAAUCGUUGCUGUUGUCAUCGAGCGACGUCUACGUCUCGAACCCAGCUCUGUCAAGCCGUCAUCGCGACUCUUCGAGCUUGGUCUUGAUUCAAUCUCAGCCAUUGGCCUCUCACGAGCUCUCAAAGAUGAAGGCUUCGAGCACUGCAGUAUUCAAGCUGUUAUGCGCAGUUCUCUGGUCGCCGACCUCGUGCAUGUGCUCAACGUUGGCGGCGAAUCAGACGCGGAAAAGACGAGGCUGACCGAGGCCAAGAACGCCAUCGCCCGGUUUGCCAGAACGCACCGCCAGACUGUUAUUGAUAGCCUUCACGUUGACGCGGUAGCGAUUGAGGACAUCAGUCCUUGCACGCCGCUCCAGGAAGGAAUGAUAUCUAGGGUUGUCAACAGUAGCAGCAGAGAUACCACCUACUUCAACGAAUGUGUAAUGAAUUUACAGCACAACGUGUCAGUCGAGCGACUUGAAGCCGCGUGGCGGGCAGUCGAGGCGGCUUUCUCGAUACUGAGGACGUAUUUUGUGCCGACUAAGGAUGGGUACGCUCAGGUUGUCCUCAAGCGCGGCUCUAAGCCGCAAUACUCUCCGACAGGCGCGUUGAGCGAUGAGCGUCUGGGGUGGAUCAGCGGCGCCAAACGCUUCGGACCCUUUCGUCCAUGGACACUCGAGCACAGAGAGCAAGAUCGCCGCCGGAGCAUGGCCUUCGAAAUCUUUCACGGCCUUUAUGAUGGCAUCUCCUUAGAUCUCCUAUUAGAACAGGUUGUCAGGAUCUAUGAGACCCAGUCUGCCACAAAGUGUCAGAAGUCCAAGUUCUACGAGCUUCUGCCUUAUGGUCCGCUCAGCAUAUCGACGAGCAGCGAAUCAUUCUGGAGACAGACUCUACAAAGCACGUCCAUGCUCGGGUUGUCCGAGCUGGAUGCUGAGGAUCGUCAGAGCACGACCGUGACCUUCUCAUCAAAUGCUCGGCUCGGUGACAUCGGGACUCUCUGCAAGACUCUGGACGUGACCUCUCCAGCAGUCUUUCAUGCUGCGUGGCUUCUUUGUCUACAAGCGCGGUACGCGACCAACCCGACCAUAGGUGUGGUGGUCUCUGGUCGGUCAAUUGCACAUGCGGAUGCUGAGACGGCCAUUGGCCCGAUGUUCAACACAAUACCCAGCAGCGUUGAAGUAUCGGCGACCGCAGCUACGACCAAUGAUCUCAUCAAGGCAUGUCAUAAGUUCAACAUGGACGUGCUUCCAUAUCAACAUACAUCUCUCCGACAGAUUGCAAAGUGGAUGGGCUUAAACACUAAAGGCAUCUUUGAUAGCUUGUUCGUUUUCUUGCGAGAGCGUGACGAGGCGUAUCAGACGAUUUGUGGGAAUUGGUACCAUCCGCCGCUCAGCCCGACUACCCGAUGA